AUGGGGCAAGUGUAUGAAUUGAUUGGACACGAACCCUCAGCUGUCAUCAAAUAUAUGUUUUGUGGCGACGAAGAACAAUUGAAGAUCUUCAAAAAAGAAGAGAAAAGAGUGGGAAUUGUAAUGGAAUAUUGUCAAAAGGGACCACUGAAGAGAGUGAUUCUUGAUCCAACCAUUACAUAUUCAAUGAACACUGUUCUCACCUGGGGAAUCCAAUUAUUUGAUGCCAUCAAGCACAUGUAUCAGAAACACAAAUUGGAGGCUGAUGUAUCGAAUUCCCAUCGAAAUGAUGUCUACAGUCUGGGACUUGUUAUGUGGGAAAUCAUCGAAAGGAGAACAAUUUUCACAAACUAUGAGACGUCUGGAGUGUUUGAUCGAAAACAUCUUGAGAUGUAC
Molecule: messenger RNA, 393 nt
Organism: Mesorhabditis belari
Lineage: Eukaryota; Metazoa; Nematoda; Chromadorea; Rhabditida; Rhabditidae
Source: the annotation of a GenBank genome assembly